This is a messenger RNA of Cucumis sativus (cucumber), 1774 nucleotides long. RefSeq names its product UDP-glycosyltransferase 43. The transcript is spliced from 3 exons. Lineage: Eukaryota; Viridiplantae; Streptophyta; Magnoliopsida; Cucurbitales; Cucurbitaceae. The coding region runs from base 87 to 1619 and encodes 510 amino acids. Gene Ontology annotation, molecular function: UDP-glycosyltransferase activity. The record is from RefSeq and is a predicted model, not a curated record.
AAGAAAUUAAAGAUGCAAAUUAUUAUUUAAAAAUUGAGAUAGAAACAAAGUUUCAUUUACUAAUCUCACAACUUGAAAAAUAUCUAAUGAAAAAGAAAAUUCAAUCAAGUAAUAAACCACUCAGCUUCAAAUGUUCAAAAGCGUACAAAAAUAAUAAUUGGUUUACCUUCAAUCUCACAGAUAUCCCCACCAUGACCGUAUCUCAUCAUCAUCUAGUUUUCAUCUGUACUCCAGCAAUCGGAAAUCUAGUUCCCGCCGUCGAAUUCGCCAUUCGGUUAAUCAAUCACGACUCUCGUUUCUUCGUCACCUUUCUCGCCAUCGACAUCCCCGGAAGAUCCCUCGUCAAUGCCUAUACCCAAUCACGUUCCUCCCUUUCCCCAUCACCAAACCUCCAAUUCAUUCAUCUCCCAUCUCUCCAACCCCCAUCCCCCAAUCUCUACCACUCCCACACUGCUUAUUUAUCCUUAAUCUUCAAUUCUCAUAAACCCAACGUCAAACAUACUCUCUCCGACCUCCAAAAAAAACUCCCCAAUUCCGCGCGUAUCGUCGGGAUGUUUGUCGACAUGUUCACUACUACAUUCAUCGACGUCGCUAACGAUCUCCAAAUUCCUCCCUACCUGUUUUUUGCGUCCCCUGCCACUUUCCUUAGCCUCAUGGUUCAGGUAUCUAAAACCGAUCACGACCGAUUUAACUCAUUGAUUCGUAACUCGGAGGCUGAGUUCGUUUUACCGAGUUAUGUUCACCCGUUGACUGUGAGUAUGUUGCCGCUGACGCUUUCGAAGACGGAGGAUGGUUUGUUUUGGUAUGGUUAUCACGGGCGACGGUUUGGUGAGACGAAGGGUAUUGUCAUAAACACGUUUGAAGAGCUUGAGCCACACGCCCUGAGGUCGUUGGAGUUGGAUGAGGUUCCACCGGUUUAUGCUAUUGGGCCUAUGGUUGAUUUGGGUGGGCCGGCCCAGUGGCAGGGUGGUGAGGGGAGGGUGGAGAGGGUUGUGAAGUGGUUGGAUGGUCAGGAGGAGGGGUCGGUUGUUUUGUUGAGCUUUGGGAGUAUGGGGAGCCUUGAUGAAGGUCAAGUGAGAGAGAUUGCGUUUGGGCUCGAAAGGGGUGGGUUCCGGUUCGUGUGGGUUGUACGGCAGCCUCCAAAGGCGAAGUUAGAACAACCGGAUGACUACUCUGAUCUAAGCGAUGUGUUGCCGGAAGGGUUUCUAAGUCGCACGGCCGGACGGGGAUUGGUCUGUGGGUGGGUCCCGCAGGUGACUAUUUUGAGUCAUCGUGCAAUUGGAGGGUUUGUGUCACAUUGCGGAUGGAACUCGAUUCUUGAGAGUUUAUGGUUUGGUGUACCAAUAGCAACAUGGCCAUUGUAUGCAGAGCAACAAAUGAAUGCCUUUGAAAUGGUGAAAGAAUUGGAAUUGGCAGUGGAGGUACGACUCGAUUACAUGGAAGGAAGCAAGGUAGUGACGGGAGAGGAGCUAGAGAGAGCGUUGAGGCGCUUGAUGGAUGACAACAACAAGGUCAAGUCGAGAGUGAAUCGAAUGAGGGAAAAGUGUAAAAUGGUUCUCAUGGAAAAUGGAUCCGCAUACGUGGCCUUCAAUUCUCUUAUUGAGAAAUUAAGAGCCUAAAUUUUGUAAUUGAACUAUAUGCUUAUUUUAGGUUUUGUACUUGACCUCCUUGAUUGGCCUACAGUUUUUUUUUUUUAAGUAAGAUAGGUUUGAUAACUAUGUAGUUUUAUUUUUUAUAUAUACAAGCUUUAUAAAUAACAACUCUAAGUUGGUUA